GAUCCCGGUUAUUGAAGCUUCCCUUAAUAUGGCCAAGUAAUAUAUCAGGCACCGCGGCCUCCAAGCUUCAGAACUAUGAUGCCACAUUCGGUACUUUCAUAUUGGCAUCAGAUGAAGGCCCACUCAUGGCCUUGGGAGAAACGGAAGGUGAAGCCCGUCCAUUUGUGGGGCAUUAGAUCAUUGCCAUGCGAGCUAUCCGCGGUAUAAGAGUGAUGUUCGCCCAGCAGAUGAAAUGUAGGACUGUACAAGCACUCUUCAAUCCUCCACACGAUGCUUUUCAAGACUCUUUUGGCGGCGGCCGCUUUGGCCAGCACCGCCUUCGCUGCUCCUGCUGAGAAACGCCAAACUUCUCGCAAAAUGAAGUGGUUCGGUAUCAACGAAUCCGGUGCCGAGUUUGGUGAGAAGAACUUCACAGGUGUCUACGGAAAGGAAUACAUCUGGUACGAUUUGAACACCAUCGACAAGUUCAUGGACGAAGGAAUGAACAUGUUCCGCCUGAAUUUCCUAAUGGAGCGCCUGACCCCCAACUCCCUCACCGGCGCCUUCGACCCGCUCUACCUCGGCAACCUCACAGAACAAGUAAACCACAUAACCUCCAAAGGCUCCUACGCCAUGAUCCAACCCCACAACUACGGCCGCUUCCUCGGCAACAUCAUCACCGACACCUCCGCGUUCAAAACCUGGUGGAAAAACGUUGCGGCCAUCUACAAGGACAACGACCUCGUCGUUUUCGACACAAACAACGAGUUCCACGACAUGGACCAACAACUCGUCUUCGACCUCAAUCAAGCCGCCAUCGACGGCAUUCGUGCCGCAGGCGCCACAAAGCAAUACAUCACCCCCGAAGGCAACAGCUGGACCGGCGCCUGGACAUGGAUCUCCUCCGGUAACGGCGCCAGCAUGGUUAAUCUGAAAGACCCCCAGAACAAACUCGUGUACCAAAUGCAUCAGUACCUUGAUACCGAUGGCUCUGGUACCUCGGCCACCUGCGUCAGCACGACGAUUUUCAAAGAGAGACUCCAGGCUGCGACAAAGUGGCUCAAGGAUAAUAAGAAACAGGGCGUUAUUGGCGAGUUUGCGGGGGGAAACAAUGCGCAGUGUAUUUCUGCGUUGCAGGAUGGAUUGAAGUAUAUGGGCGAGAAUAGCGAUGUCUGGCUGGGAGGUAUCUGGUGGGCAGCCGGGCCGUGGUGGGCUGAUUACAUUUACAAUAUGGAACCUACGAGUGGGGUGGCUUGGACGGGGAUUUUGCCCAAGAUUAAGAGUUAUUUUUUGUAGAUGGGGAGGGUCUGUGAGAUGGAGAUCGGUUGUAUAUACUUUGCUCUUUUUCUCUUGUAGAUAUUCGAAUA
Molecule: messenger RNA, 1346 nt
Organism: Alternaria rosae
Lineage: Eukaryota; Fungi; Ascomycota; Dothideomycetes; Pleosporales; Pleosporaceae
Product: glycoside hydrolase superfamily
Exons: 2
Coding region: 271-1275 (334 amino acids)
Biological process (GO): glucan catabolic process
Molecular function (GO): hydrolase activity, hydrolyzing O-glycosyl compounds
Source: RefSeq, a predicted model, not a curated record